Messenger RNA from Aureobasidium pullulans EXF-150, 2255 nucleotides. RefSeq names its product serine/threonine-protein kinase-like protein nrc-2. The transcript has 5 exons. The record is from RefSeq and is a predicted model, not a curated record. Gene Ontology annotation, cellular component: cytoplasm; nucleus; plasma membrane. Gene Ontology annotation, biological process: protein phosphorylation. Bases 360 to 2255 code for a protein of 631 amino acids. Lineage: Eukaryota; Fungi; Ascomycota; Dothideomycetes; Dothideales; Saccotheciaceae. Gene Ontology annotation, molecular function: ATP binding; protein serine/threonine kinase activity.
CGUAUUUCGAUCCAACCAUAUCUCUGAUUCUGACCUUCCAAUUGCACAUCCAAUCCACAAACAACAUAGCCAGAAUACACGCCCAGCUGAACCCCACCGCGGCUCUAAUCGCUAUCUGAAUGGCUUAACUCCCUCCCCCGGGAACAUCCUCCGCCACGCCGAAGCAUAACCCUGACCCGCUGUCCUCGCUCGUUCGCGCGUUCUGGCCCAUUUGACAGGCCGAACACCACACUCCCCUUACUGUCACCACCAAAUCCCGCAGCGCUCUUCUGCCUGCUGCGACGGUGCCCUCUGCAUCUUCGGCGUCGCAUAUCCACCUUCUCGUCUUUUCACGCCGGCGAACCCUCCCGUAGCCCAUCAUGCCUGGAGACCGGCGCACCUUCUCGGGCGUGUCCCUGUCGACCAACAAGUCUGUCAACGGCUCCAACUCGCAAGUCGGCCAGAAGAUCAAGAACUUUUUCCGCAUCACAUCGUCUUCCACCAAAGACGAGCCGAUUGGCCAGGGAAAGACCAGUUCUGAAGGCCCCUCGACCCCGCGCUCCGAGCACAAACUCCGCAACAGUCGCUUCCUGCCACAUAUCGGUCGAAAUAGGAGUCAGACCGUCGCCAGUGAAGGCAAUGCCCUCGAUGAACUGAGUCCUACCGCCAACGCCAAUCCCUACUUUGCCCAUCAAGGCCCGCCAGCUCUCCGCCAUCACAACGCCGACAGCGUACCUCCAAGCCCUCCGGACACACCCAUCAAGAAGGGACAAGAAGCUGAAGACGAAGCUGCCGCUGUUGCAGGCAAGGAAGAGCUAGCACGAAAACUACGUCGUGUCGCCAGUGCCCCCAAUGCUCAGGGCUUAUUCACAAAGACCAACUCCAACGACAGUCGACCACAGACUUCCGACAUGAUGACCAAAGCGUCUCCGUUAGCUCAGCAACAUUCAAACAUUUCGGUACAGUCAAUGGUCGAGACAGUUCCUAUGAGCAGCUCUCCCGACUUGUUACCUGUACCCGGCAUUCCCAGCCCCGGCAAGAUUAGGAGUGCGGCCGCGUUCCGUAGGACCUAUAGCAGCAACAGCAUCAAAGUCCGCGACGUCGAGGUCGGGCCUAGCAGCUUUGACAAGAUCAAGUUGAUUGGUAAGGGCGAUGUUGGAAAGGUAUACUUGGUGCGCGAGAAGAAGAGCUCUAGACUCUAUGCCAUGAAGGUACUCAGCAAGAAGGAGAUGAUCAAGCGCAACAAGAUCAAGCGCGCCCUGGCCGAGCAGGAGAUUCUAGCCACCAGCAACCAUCCAUUCAUUGUCACGCUGUAUCAUUCGUUCCAGUCCGAAGACCAUUUAUACCUCUGCAUGGAGUACUGCAGUGGAGGAGAGUUCUUCAGAGCUCUCCAGACUCGCCCAAACAAGUGUGUUGACGAAGACGCUGCACGCUUCUAUGCCGCCGAGGUCACAGCCGCUCUCGAGUACCUCCAUCUCAUGGGCUUCAUCUACAGAGACCUCAAACCCGAAAAUAUUCUUCUUCACCAGUCCGGCCAUAUCAUGCUUUCAGACUUCGAUCUUUCCAAGCAGUCAGACCCAGGCGGUGUGCCCACCAUGAUCAUGUCUGGUCGCAACGGUGUUUCAAACAAUCCAAACAACAUGCCCGCCAUCGACACCAAAUCGUGUAUCAACAACUUCCGCACAAACUCGUUCGUGGGUACAGAGGAAUACAUCGCGCCUGAAGUCAUCAAGGGCUGUGGUCAUACUAGUGCAGUCGAUUGGUGGACUUUGGGAAUCUUGAUCUACGAAAUGCUGUACGGCACGACGCCAUUUAAGGGGAAGAACAGGAACGCCACAUUUGCCAAUAUUUUGAGAGAUGAGGUGCCCUUCCCUGAAGGUAGUGGCUACCCAAACACCAGCAACUUGUGCAAGUCUCUGAUCCGCAAGCUUCUCAUCAAGGAUGAGCUCCGUCGACUAGGUUCGCGUGCCGGCGCAUCAGACGUCAAGGGCCAUCCCUUUUUCCGCACGACACAAUGGGCUCUUUUGCGUCACUCUAAGCCUCCGAUUAUUCCCAAUCAGGGCCGCGGCGUCGACACUGUGAACUUCAGAAACGUCAAGGAGAGUCAUAGUGUCGAUCUUGGUGGCUCCAAGAUGAAGGGAGUACCGCUCGACAGUAACCUAGCAACGCCUGGCGGCGAAAUCGCCGAUCCCUUUGAGGAGUUCAACUCCGUUACGCUGCAUCACGAUGGAGACGACCAACACCACGAUCACCAAUAUCACGAGGCGCAAAGAUAG